CUGUCUUUCACCUGUCCUCCUCCAUCCAUCCAUUGUCUGCCUGCUGCUCCCUCCCCUCCAUCGGUGCUUCCACCAUCACCUCCCCCCUUCCUCAUUCGCCAUCCUAGCUAUGACCGGCAUGCAGCAUGAAGUCCUUUUCGAGUUCGGUCAUUAAUAAAUCGGGCAAGAAGUUUGCCCCUAAGGCGCCUGCCCGUCGCCCUCCAGCUCCCGCACCCCCGAGGAGGCCCAGUGUCGCCUCACAGCCAUCUGCUUCUCAAACUCCCCAGCCCCCGACCGAGACGGCAACCCCCGAACCCGGUCCUCCUGCGUCCGCAACUCAACCCUCCGCUCCCACUGAGUCCACAGUCCCAGACGAGCCGGCAAUUUCCCCCAAGGACAAUGCUGUGGUAGCUCCGUCUGCGACAGCCAUUCCAAUUCCUCGUCCCAAGCGGAAAGCUUCGGUCUCUGCAGUCUCUCCUGGGACCAUAGAACAGAUCUCGACCCCGCCUCAACCUACCCCGCCCACUGCGCCCGAAACUCAAGUCGAGCAGGCACAUGCUGCUGCAACAGAUGCCGACGCAUCUGCGUCUCUAAUUCAAGCGCCUCGCGCUGCUAACGAUGCAACAGUGAUUCGUCCAUCCAAGCGUCCCAAGACCACCAGAGAAUCUAUCACCGUCCCCAAUGAUGCCGCUCCCGCUCUCCCCGCUGCCCCGACUACCGCAACUACGCGCACUACGGAGCCCGUGCCGAUAGACGCCAAUCCCCAGCUCGUUACUCCUCCGGCUACGCAGGCAGCACUCACUGAUAGCGAAGGGACCACAGAAAGUCGGGCUAGAGCUGAAUCGCAAACCACAACCACCGAGCAGGCGCGAAAGCCGACAAAGACGCGGAGGAGGUCGGUAAAGGAUGUCAAUGGCGAAAGUACGGCAAAGAAGAAGGAAAGGAAGCCUCGGACACGCAAGAAGCGCGAGCCCACCCCCGAAGGUGCCGAAAGUGUAGAGAUCGCCCCCGCAAUUGUCAAAAUGUCGGAGCUAUGCAAGGAUAUGCGAACGGGAAAGAUGUCCAGGCGGGAGACCGAGCUGCGCAACAUGGAACAGGCCGAGCUGGAGCGCAAGCAAAAGGCGCAACAAGAAGGCGAUACAGAAGCACCGGUCAAGGAAAAUGGAAAUGACGCAUCGCCGGCAGGGAAUUUAAACGACACCGCGGACGACAAGGCCCAGGCCGGACCAGCCGGACCAGUGAUGAGGAUCGUGAACGGAGAAAUCGUGCUCGAUACUGCUUCGUUGCAGGUGGAUCGCCACGCCGAUGCGGCGAGGAACGCCGGGGAACUGGAGGAUGUGGUUGAAAACUCGCUUACUCGGAAGAUCAAUCAGGCUACAUACGGAAAACGCUCCAAGACGGAGUCCUGGGACGAGGAAAUGACGGAUCUUUUCUAUCGGGGCUUGCGCAUGUUUGGCACGGAUUUCAUGAUGAUCAGCAAAUUAUUCCCGGGCCGCUCCAGACGGCAGAUCAAGCUGAAGUUUAACAAUGAAGAACGUCGUGACCCCAUGCGUAUCAAGGACACGCUUCUGGGCCCGCGCGAGACGAUUGACAUCACCACCUACUCGGAGAUGACCAACACAGUCUACGACGAUCCCCGGCUGAUCCAGCAAGAACUGGAUGAGGAAAAGAAGCGGAUUGAGGCGCAACAUGCGAAGGAAAAGGAGGCACAGGAAGAGAUGCUUCGCAACCCGGAUGGGGCGGAUGGUGCCAACGCCAAUCAGGGCGGUGAUGUACCCGCCAGGGUGAAGCGGAACAACAGAAGGCAAGCCAUGAAAGCCAUGGCCGGAGGAACUGAAGAGGUUUUGGGCACAAUUGACGAUAUUCCUUGAGUAUACAGGAUUGACAUGUCCUUUUACGGCCGAUUUCAAUGCCAUGCAGGGGUACAGGCGUUUUUGGCGUUCCGUCCAGACCAGUGAUACUGGCUGGCGCAGGAGUUCAGUUGGAUCUCUGUUCGUCUUUGUUUUACCCUAGUGAUGAUGAUGAUAAUGUUGUUGUCCCCUCUGCGUGUUGCAUAUGCAGCAAGCAUGUCUGCAGGGGAUGUGAGACGCUUGAUCUUACUACAUGUACCUUAGUUCUCGACCUGACCAGCGAAAAGAACGAAGGCCUUAAUAACCAAGUCAAUUUGGAGG
This is a messenger RNA of Aspergillus ibericus CBS 121593, 2150 nucleotides long. Its product is annotated as transcription factor TFIIIB subunit BDP1. Gene Ontology annotation, biological process: RNA polymerase III preinitiation complex assembly; transcription by RNA polymerase III. Bases 126 to 1850 code for a protein of 574 amino acids. The transcript is spliced from 2 exons. The record is from RefSeq and is a predicted model, not a curated record. Gene Ontology annotation, molecular function: RNA polymerase III general transcription initiation factor activity; TFIIIC-class transcription factor complex binding. Gene Ontology annotation, cellular component: transcription factor TFIIIB complex. Lineage: Eukaryota; Fungi; Ascomycota; Eurotiomycetes; Eurotiales; Aspergillaceae.